UCAAAUGUAUGGGUUUCGGCUUUGCGUCGGACGCCAUUUCUUUAUUUUGAUAUAUUUGGUUCAAUUACGUCUAUCCGAAAUACCUUUGAGUUUCGCGUAAAAAUCAGCAUGAGACAACCAUUGCAUCAUAUAGAUGUGCCAUUCGAGAAGGCAACAUUCGGAAUGGGUUGUUAUUGGGCAUGCGAUUCUUUGUUUGGGGCCACCAAGGGAGUUUUACGGACACGAGUUGGUUACGCCGGUGGAACCACUGGUGCUCCAGUGAAUAAAAAUAUAGGAAACCAUGUCGAAGUCAUAGAGAUAGACUAUGAUCCUACGCAGAUCACUUACGCGGUUUUGCUCGAACUGUUUUGGAAGAACCAUGAAUAUCGGGUGUCUGCGCGCUUAAAGCGGGAGUACAUGACCAUGAUAAUGUACCACAACGCCGAGCAGCGUCGUUUGGCUGAGGCGUCUAUGCUCGAUCAGCAGUCCAAAGAAAAAGAUGAUGCAGUUGCAACUGAGAUUGUUCCAGUCGGAAUAUUUUAUCCCGCUGAAAACCAUAAUCAGAAGUACCGUCUGCUAGGACAUGUCGAUCUUGCCAAAGAUCUAAAUCUGACACCUGAGUUGCUUCAAACUUCGCACGUGGCAGCCCGAUUGAAUGGAUAUUUGGUGGGCGUUGGAGGCAUGGAACAGUUUGAAUCGGAAUCUGAACAGUUGGGCCUUUCGGAUGAGCAAAUACAAUAUGUGAAGAACUGUAUUAUGCAGAAUGAAGGUGGGAGCUUAAUAUGCUGAUGUUGUAAAUCAACUUUUUUUUGUAAUACAAUUAUAAACGAACACAUGCA
Toxorhynchites rutilus septentrionalis is the source of this 818-nucleotide messenger RNA. Its product is annotated as peptide methionine sulfoxide reductase-like. The transcript is spliced from 4 exons. Bases 109 to 768 code for a protein of 219 amino acids. The record is from RefSeq and is a predicted model, not a curated record. Lineage: Eukaryota; Metazoa; Arthropoda; Insecta; Diptera; Culicidae. Gene Ontology annotation, molecular function: peptide-methionine (S)-S-oxide reductase activity.